CUCAAGGCUCAAGGCUCAACCAAACCAACAUGGCGACGUCGCUUUCAGUGUGUGAAUUUUUUGAUGCGCCACUGUGAAUAAUAAAAUACAAUUAACCAACAUCUACUAGUGUAAUUUUCGGGUAUCGAAGGACAAAUUUAAGCCAGCACAUAACAGUUGAUAACAAUAGUUAUAGUGAAGUGUUGACGAUUUGAGUUAAAUCAUGCUAUUUUAAAUAGGUACCUAAUUUGGUGUCGGUGUUUGGUGAUUACAAUUUAUUAACUUAGGAGGUACCGGUAUAUUGUUAAAAGCUUAUAAAAUGACUCAGUUUUUACCUCCGAAUUUGCUUGCUCUCUUUGCUCCCCGAGAUCCAAUACCAUACCUUCCUCCAGUAGCCAAGUUACCCCACGAGAAGAAAACCAAGGGUUAUCUUGGUUUGGGGUCCUUCUUGGGGUGUUUCGAGGAUCCAAAAGACACGCCUCCUCCAACUCGAGUGGAAACAAGAGAAGAACGUUUAGAAAGGAGACGCAGGGAGAGGGCCGAGCAAGUAGCGUACAAACUUGAACAAGAGAUAGCAUUGUGGGACCCUCACAAUAACAGCAUAGCCACUCUUGACCCGUUCAAGACACUGUUCGUAGCAAGAAUUAACUAUGAUACGUCUGAAUCCAAACUCCGCAGAGAAUUUGAGAUGUAUGGAGCCAUUAAGAAAAUCGUCAUGAUCCACAACACCGUCAACGGGAAGCCGAGAGGCUAUGCGUUUGUUGAGUAUGAACACGAGCGUGACAUGCACUCUGCUUACAAACACGCUGAUGGCAAGAAGAUCGACGGACGCAGAGUGUUGGUGGAUGUUGAGCGGGGACGGACCGUCAAGGGAUGGAUGCCACGAAGACUCGGUGGAGGACUUGGAGGUACGAGACGAGGCGGGCCGGAGGUGAACUUGAAGCACUCUGGACGUGAAGACAACGAGCGAGAGAGAGAGCGCUAUCGUCUGGAGAGGGAGAGGGAAGCUGCCGGAGAGAGAGGUGGGAGGGACCGAGAGAGGGACAGAGAGAGGGAACCUCGCAGACGAUCUCGCAGCAGAGAGCGUGAACGUGAGAAGAGGCGCAAGUCUCGCAGCCGAUCACGAGACAAGAGACGCAGACGCAGCAGGGACCGCGUCAAGGACGCUGAUGUGGAGGAAGUGGAGGAGUUUGUGGAGAAACCGAGGAGAGAGAGAGACCGAGACCGCGGUGACCGAGGCGAUCGAGGCGACAGAGGUGACCGAGGCGAGCGUGGUGAGCGUGGUGAGCGAGACAGGGAACGCAAGAGACGCAGGAGUCAUUCCAGAGACAGGGAGAGGAAGCGAGAACGGAGAGAGAGGGAGAAACGUGAAAGAGACCCCGACUAUGAGGAGAAAGUUAGGAUCAAGCAGGAACCUAUAGAUGACUAUCCAGAUUACAGCAACAACUACGACGAGCCGGACUUUGAGGAAGGAAACGUCAAGUACGAGAAGACAGAGGAAGAACGAGAGAGACAAGUUGCCAGUGACAUUCCCGCCAACGAUGAACACAACGGCCGCGGCAACUACGAGUAUGAGGUUCAAGACUAUUGAACACGUAUUGGAAAUAUUUUAAACGUUUUUUAACUCAUAAGUUAUGACUAGAUUGAAUACGCUGAUUAUAAUUUUAGUGUGAAAUCAUCAUUAACAGUAAACAUUUGCAAUUA
Messenger RNA from Macrosteles quadrilineatus (aster leafhopper), 1683 nucleotides. Its product is annotated as U1 small nuclear ribonucleoprotein 70 kDa-like. NCBI's taxonomy places the organism in Eukaryota, Metazoa, Arthropoda, Insecta, Hemiptera, Cicadellidae. The transcript is spliced from 9 exons. Gene Ontology annotation, cellular component: U2-type prespliceosome; U1 snRNP; precatalytic spliceosome. Gene Ontology annotation, molecular function: mRNA binding; U1 snRNA binding. The coding region runs from base 299 to 1570 and encodes 423 amino acids. The record is from RefSeq and is a predicted model, not a curated record. Gene Ontology annotation, biological process: mRNA splicing, via spliceosome.